CCGACCAAAACCGGCUUCCCCGACGGUAGAUGAAAAUUCUCGCGCCUCGCACUUUUCUCUCCCGCUACACAGGUUGGAGCAAGAGGCGCGCGAAAAUCAGCCGUUUUCCAUAUUUUAUUUUCACUUGAGGAGCAGUAGCAGCACACCUUCUUACAAUAUUCAUGAGCGCCAACCAACGUCGUCGCCGUCGUUGCCUUCGUCGAAGGUGGUGCUCCGGUUGGUUGGUUGGCUGGCUGGCUGGUUAGCUCCACAUGCCUACCGCCUAUACGUGUCUCGAGUGAAUGUGUUGGUGGGCCCACUCGGGGUCCCGUAUAAAUAUAAUACCUCCUUGGUCAGAAAUCACUUCGUAACUAGCUCUUGACAACGCAAGUGUCCAGUAGUUGGUAGCAGCCGAGAAUUCUCUUUUUUUCGCUGAAAGUUGGAGAACAUUGGGUGACUUGUCGAAGAUUUUUGGAAAAGUGUUUUCUGCGAUUGGUGGAAGAAGGUAUCUGGAUUGAAGUGAAGAUUUUUUUGAAGAAAGACUUAUUGGUGUGAAUCCGGAUGUGUCCGGAAGAGAUUUUUAGUGGUAACAAGUGCAACUGAACUGAAGGUUGAACAAGUGUAGAACGAUAAACGAUUGAUCAGUGUGGUCGAACCGUGCGCAAUGAAAAUGAAGAUCCUACUGCUGUUGGUGAUAUCGUGUUUCUGGAACUACGGGGCGGUCCGGGGUGCCCCGUACGCGUCCGAUGUGACCAUGGAAGAGAUGGUUCUGCCCGAGUCCAAGGUGCUCGAUUUUGACAAUUUGACCGAAAGUGAGCGGGUCGAUCUGCUCCGGAAUCAGAUCAACAUUACGGCGGUCAAGCUGCAGCAGCAAUUGCUGCGGGCGGCGGCCGCCCAGAAGAACAUGCAACGCGCCGGGGCCCCGAUGGCCAUCAAGCAAAGUGCCAGCGAGCCGAACAUUUCCAGCCACGUGCAGAUUCGGAAAAACAUCGAGAAGCACAUCAUCGGCAACAUCCGGCACAACAUCGAGUCGAACCUGAUGCGCAACGACAGCUACGGCCAUGGUGGAGCCACCCACGAGAUGGCGUUUUCCGCGGUUUGCGAGCUGCCCAAGCACACCAACCAGAGCUUCUGGGAUGAUGAGUACUCCUGGAAUCUUUACUUUCGUCUUCCCCAUAGCAAGCCUUACGCUUCGGUUAACUCGGCGAUGUUGAGGUUGUACAUGACCGGCACUGACAAUUCGACCGAUUCGUGGAACCGUCGCGGCGACUCCGACAACUGCAAGAACCCCGCCGAGCAGAUGAUUCGUGUUACCGUUUCCGUGUACUGGCGCAAAAAGAGCAAGGACAACGUGUCCACCGAGCGUAAGAAGCGUAUCUGCAGCAGUAUCACGAUCACCCGUAACUACCGAGGCUGGAUCGCACUCGAUACGCUGCUGGCGGUCAAACUGUGGGAUAAACCAAACCGUAACUUCGGCAUUGCCGUCGACGUCCAGGAUCAGGAUGACAACCCGUUGCCGGCGGCUCGCUACUUCCAGCCGACCGAUUGCUCCGAGGCAAGUAAAGCAAACGCAACAGCAGCCGUACUUCCAUGGAACUUUUUCCGAAACUCACUCUCAUGGUCCUCUGAUGAAAUGGACGAUGUGCCACACGUCCCCCGCAUAGACGUCAUGAUGCAGAAGACGAGCCCGCCGCAUCCGCACUACUUCUCCGCGCACCACCAGCACCCGCACCAUCGCAUGUUCCGCCCGCACCCCCAGCAUCAGCAGCAGCAGAAGUUCCACUACGGAGGCAGUGUACGCUACCGGCUAGAGAACACCGCCCCCGCGGCAUCGUCCGGCUCCUCCUCGGCGUUCGGCAACUCGUACGAAAUGGACGAAACGGUCGAAAUCAAGCAACAUCAGCCGUCGGUUCACGCGCACCACUCGAUGACCAAGCCGCACAAGAAGCGCCACCUGCAGCAGCAGCAGCAGCAACAGCACCAGCAGCACCUUCAGCACCACCAAGAAGUGGUGAGGACGCUGGACGUCGAGGAUUCGGGCGAAAGCGAGGAGUACUACCUGGCGUCGUCCGGUUCGCUCGAGGAGCGGAAGCUCUGAUUCACGCUGGCGAUGAUGGGGACGCAGUGAAGGGUCAGCAGCCGGAACAGAGGACAGAGGAACGUGAGUUGUGUAAUGCCAUGACGCCGUGUGGGUGGGUAAGUGGCGCGGUUCUCCAAGUAGUAUUAGGUGUUAGGUUUGGUAAGGGAGUUAGAUUUUAGCGUUAUUUUGAGAUCUUUUGUUGAAGUUUAAGUUUUUUUUUUCGUUUUUGAACUGUGACUGAGUUGAAUCAGGUGCGGCACGAUGAGUGAGUGUGUAGAAAGUAAAGCUCAUAAGGUGGAAAAUUUUGCUGAAACGGAGAUUAAUUCGGUUUUGAGAACACAGAUUGCUGUAUUUGAUAUAUUGAUUUUUUUAAUGAAAUUUCAAGUCACCAAAAAUUGAUAAAUAAUGACCAACCAGUAGUUUUUUAAAUUUAAAAAUAUCCCUUACAAUAUUUCAAAAUAUACUUGAAAUUUUGUGGUUCUUUUCCUAUAUUUUAUCAGAAGCAAACUUUUGAAACUUGUAAGAAUCCUGCGUAGAAUGUGUUCCUCAUUUCUUUUUUCUGCAGUUUUAGUUUCGUAGAAUUGCUUUCUAGUCAGAGUACACUAGAUAUACUUCGCUUCAAAAGUUCUGAAAUUUCGAAAUCAGAAACAAAGUUUGUGGUGCAUUCACAAAAUUGAAAAAAUUGCAUUUCCUUUUUUAUUCAUUUUUUAAAUUUCUUGUUUUUUUAUAUUUUUUAAAUUGUUUAAAAAAUGUAUAAAUAUGAUAAAAAUGAAGGUUUUCCAAUACAAGUUUUUCCAAAAUGUUUGAUCUAACAAACAACUCAUUUUCAGCAAAAUUUUACAAUCUCAGCGACAUCAGGAAGAAUGAAAUUGUUUUUGAAAAACCAGUGUAGAACAGUUAUUUUUUAUAGUUUUUUUUCUGGUUAUUCUUCACUUUGUGCGAAAUUAUACUAUAAAAAAAAUCUAUCAAAAUUCUACCAAAUCGAAAAGUAUUGUAACUAUAAUCCUCGGCAACGAAAUAGAACGAUAAACCAGUGAAACGUUAAUCCAUUACGACGCCCGCCAGAGAAGAAACUGUGUGCAUGCGUGUGUGUUUUAGACUAUAGGUCCGUAUAGAGUUCCUGUGAGCUUAUCUAGAAGUUUCAACUGUAUGUGUACUAUGUACUUAAGCGGAGAUCUCAAGCGUCGAUUGUUCCCUCCUAAAAAAGGAAUCAAAUCAGUUUCGAAAACAAACACGCUUAGAUGUUCCCUCUUCGAAUAUUAUUUUUUUGUAGUACUCUAGUAAUAGCUUUGUAAGAGAGUGCGAGUGCGCCGAACGAUUCCGUUCCCGUACUUGUUUGGUUUAGCGUGGGAUACGAUAGCAUUUAUUUAUGAAAUGUUAGACCAUAGGCUUCCGCUACUACUCAGUAAGAUUACACUAUAUGAAUAUGAUGCGCACAGUACGAGCUUUAAACAUGAUUCAUAGUCGGUAGGGUCUCUGAAUAAAGGGCACGCUCUGUGGCUGCCUCGAUUUGUAUAUAUUAGCUGAGGAAAACGAUUAAAAUUAUGCACAUAGUGCAGCACAUGGCACACGCGCAUAGAGAGUAAGAUAGUUGUACUCUUAGAUACCGUAACUUAUUUAUUUCCUGCUGCAUUUGUAAGCCCCUAUAGGGCCGGGUGCGGAUUGUAUACUGGAUUGUAAAUAUUCGAUGUAAUAAGAGAGCGCAGUUCUCCCAAACCUUGUCAAAUCCGACGGAGCAGAAUUCUAGUAUUAGGAUGUGUACACACAAAUGGCUUUUUUUAACCGUAACGACACGAGAAGGAGUUAUACUUGUGAGCAGCUCAGUAGCGACACAUAGCGAGUAGUAAGUGAAAUGUGUAUUACUGUGCGAGGCGUCUGCAGGGGCGAUAUUAUGACGCUUUGUCUAUCUGUGUAAGUUAAAAGCAUGGUAAAAAUAAAAUUUUAAUCGAAAUCUGAAA
This is a messenger RNA of Aedes albopictus (Asian tiger mosquito), 4017 nucleotides long. RefSeq names its product protein anachronism. The record is from RefSeq and is a predicted model, not a curated record. Lineage: Eukaryota; Metazoa; Arthropoda; Insecta; Diptera; Culicidae. Bases 644 to 2077 code for a protein of 477 amino acids. The transcript has 6 exons.